UUGGACGGCGUGGAUCUCAACGCAUAAACUUGAUUAAACGAAGCGUGGCGGCGCGCAACUUGACGUAAAGUUGACAAUAUGAGCAAAAUCCCGAUUCCGUCUGCGUUACAGACAACACGCAAGUAGUCUGCACUGUGGUCAUGGACUAUGGAUGCUUUAAGUCUGUCCGUGAACGCGGUGUCCUACACUGUGGCGGCUGAGCUGAGCCCGAUCGAUGACCCGUUCACUGGACCCAUCCACAACAUCGCGCCGUGGAACUUCACCAUUUUGGCCCUGCUCAUGUUUGUGGUCACCUCCCUUUCUCUGAGCGAAAACUUCCUCGUCAUGUUUGCCACAUACAAGUUCAAACAACUCAGACAGCCGCUGAACUACAUCAUAGUGAAUUUGGCCAUAGCUGACUUUCUGGUCUCCCUCACAGGAGGACUCAUAAGUUUCCUGACUAAUGCCAGAGGAUAUUUCUUCCUGGGCCGUUGGGCUUGUGUGGUGGAGGGCUUUGCUGUCACUUUUUUCGGAAUUGUAGCCCUGUGGUCUCUGGCCGUUCUGUCCUUCGAACGAUUCUUCGUGAUCUGCCGACCUCUGGGUAACAUUCGACUGCAAGCCAAACACGCCGUCACGGGUCUGCUCUUCGUCUGGAUCUUUUCCUUCGUUUGGACCUUCCCUCCAGUGCUGGGCUGGAACAGAUACACUGUCAGCAAGAUUGGAACAACCUGUGAGCCUGACUGGUAUUCAUCCGACAUCACUGACCACAGCUACAUCAUCACUUUCUUCUCCACUUGUUUCAUUCUGCCUCUUGGACUUAUCUUCUUCUGCUAUGGAAAGCUCCUGAAGAAGCUCCGGAAGGUGUCCCAUGGUCGUCUGGCCACUGCCAGGAAACCGGAGCGUCAGGUGACCCGUAUGGUCGUAGUCAUGAUUAUAGCGUUCAUGGUGGCAUGGACACCAUAUGCAGUCUUUGCUAUAUUGGUUACAAUUCAUCCAAGCAUUGAACUGGAUGCGAGGUUGGCUUCCAUCCCUGCCUUCUUCUCUAAGACAGCUGCGGUGUAUAACCCAAUCAUCUACGUGUUCAUGAACAGACAGUUCAGGAAGUGCAUCAUCCAGCUCUUCACCGGCAUUGUGGCCAUGCCGGAAAGCAAUAUGAACCAGACAUCAGAGCGACCAGGAACCACUGCCGACAGUCAAACAGGAGAAAUGGCUGCCAUCGCGGCCCGUAUCCCCAUCGGUGGUACAGGAUCGCCCAGGUCUGAAGAUUCUCAGACUGACUGUGGCUCCUUUGCUCAGCGCCCCAUCCCAGAGAACAAAGUGUGUCCGAUCUAAAAGCAAAGCUACUCGCUGCAGCUCUACUCCAACAUGUAUUUCCUGUCCCAAACCCUUUUGCCAUAUUGUAGCUUUGGACUUUGUCAUUUUCUCUUAUUGUGAGGAGAGGGUAGGCUCAAAAUAUCAAUCCAAUCAAUCAAUCAAUCAAUCAAACUUUAUUUGUAAGCUCUUUUCAUACAAUGGAGUGCAAAUGCACACAACUUACCCAUUUGAUACUUCGUAAAUACAAGCUUGUCUUACAUUUGUUUCUGCUGGCGGCUACCUUUGUUGUUCUCUUGACCACACUUGCACAACUUCUAGUGUGUCACAAAAUACGACCCGUACUUUAACAGACUUGAUAGACUUUCAUACGGUAUCGCCAUGAGAAUAGAAACUUCUGGCAAAUCACGGCAUACGUUGGUCGAGGGCUAGUCAGUAAUUUUCAAAUACCAAAAUUCAGCCUUUCAUCUACUCUAUUGCCUUUGUCUUUCAAGGACCGAGACGAAGCCUGCAGAGGAAGCAUUGUUUUACUAUGCUGUUUCAGUGCUUUGCUUUGGCAGCACAUCUUCAGUCAAAUCCACCCGUCAAAAAGUUGGAAACCCCCGUCUGAAUUUGUAUUCUUUUUGUUUUUGUUCAUACUGUGUAGACGAGUGAUGGGCAGUGCUUUCAUCCAUACUGCAUGGUCAAUGGGAGAGGUCCCAAUUGACUGGACUGCUGAGAUACAGAGCAAUACAUUCAUGCAGUUAAAAUGGGAUAAACAAGCACAUGAAGAUGCACACAAUAAACACCAUGCUCAGUAGAAUUGAUCGACACACAUCUUAAUUUAUGAAGAACUCAAAGGUUCAAUAAGUUUCCCUUGCAUUUUAAUGUAUCGUAUUGCACCAAGCCAUUUCGGGCAAUUCUAUGUUUGGUUGAAUUUUGCGAGAAAAGUCAGCAACAUGAGCUGUGUGCAAACAUCACCAGGCUUUCCUGGUGAAUAAAACAAAUGACGCUGAGAUGACGAAUAAGACUACACUGUACUGUACUUUGGAAGCAAGGGUUAUUUCGCCAGCGAGCAUGAGCAUAGCUGAUAACUGCUGAUUUACCACCCACUGUAAUGGACUCGCACAGAAGUUAUUGGGUAACACACAUAAUCCUGACUACUAUUUAAUCAGAAUGAACAACAAACAGGCAGAAAACUGCUCAUCAAAGACCUACAGCACUAUGAAAAAUUAUUUGCCUUCUCAAAUUCUUAUUUUUUUCCCCCCACUCAACAAUAAGGAAUAGACUGAACGAAAAUGGUAUCCAUGACGGUUCCAAGGCGAAAAUCACCACUGACCAAAAACAACAUAAAGACUUGUCAUACUAUUGAAGAAAAUAAAUAAAUAAAUCUGAAUGAUUCCCAAGACUUUUGGGAGGAUAUUCUAUUGACUGACAAGACGAAAGUUGAACUUUUUAGAAAGUGUGUGUCUCAGCACAGAUGGCGUAAAUGUAAUACAGUAUUUCAGAAAAAGAACAUUAUACCAACAGUCAAACAUGAUGGUGGUAGUGUGAUGGUCUGGGACUGCCUUGGCAAUUCAGGAGACUUGCUGUGAUUGAUGGAACCAUGAACUUUACUCUCCACCAGAAAAUACUGAAUUAAAAUGUUUGGCCAUCAGUUCAUCACCUUGCUGAAGUGCUCUUGGGUUGAAAUGCUCGAAAUCCCUCCAGUGUUGCUGAAUUAAAACAAUUCUGCAAGGAAUAGUGGCCCAAAAUAUCUCCACAGAGACGUGAAAGACAUUGCUAGUUAUAAGAAAAGCUUGAUUUCAGUUGUUGCUGAGAGUGGCCCAACCAGCUAUUAGGUUUAGGGGGCCAUUACAUUUUCACACAGGACCAGGGAGCUUUGAAUAUUUUUUUUCCCCUAAUGAAAAAAAUGACCAUUUAAAAACUCAAUUUUAUGUUUACUUGGGUUAUCUUUGUUGUUUUCAUUUAUUUGAUGAUCUUAACUAUUCAAUGGAGAAACUAUACAAAAAAGUCAGAUUUUGAGAAGAGGGCAAACAUUUUUUCACAGCACUCUACCUCUGGCUGUACUAGAUACUACAGUACUGGCAUCAUUACAUGAUUACAUGACACAGGCAGGAAAUUAAGUCACAAAUUAAAUUACAAAUUAAACCACCACUACAUUUCUUAUUAGUAUAGGGUUAAGGCGAUAACAGUUUCACAUGUGAUUGUCUGAAACUUCUGUAUGUACAGUAUGCUUCUAACUUUGUGUUGCAGGUUUGAGACCCUUUCUGUUCCAGCAUGACUGUCCCUGUGCACCAAGCAAGGUCUUAAGACUUGCUUGGAUGAGUUUGGUGUGGUAGAUUUUACUGGCAAAUACAGUGCCAACUAAGUCCCAUCGAACACCUUCGUGAGAUGCAAGGACAGAGAUUUUGAGCCAGGCCCUCUUUUCCAACAUGAAUGACAUCUGAGAUCAUAAAUGUUGUAGCUGUUGUGUCUUUUCAGUCCAUGUUGGUGUACCAAUACAACAGUAUUGGCCAUAUAUAUAUAUAUAUAUAUAUAUAUAUAUACUGUAUAUGUAUUGAUACAUACUGUACAUUUGAACUGCACUCUGCUGUUGUUUUAUGAUAAACUCUCCAUGGUAGCAUGUUUCAAUCCAUAUUAUUGACAUUAAUCUUGCAAAUAAUAAGAUCAUAAGCACAGAUCGGUUAUCUUCACAUACACACAUACACAGAUGUAAAUUGAACAGUGUUCUAUUUUUACUUGGCUUUGUGCUGCAUGUUUGUUUUAUAUUUUUGGAUGUAUGUCCAACACUGUUGUACUCUCAAUUGCACAAGAUGUUGCACAAUGCUCUAAAAGUAAUUGUACGGCGUUUGUUGUAUACUGACUUUGUGUGUAAAUGUGACCAGUCAGGUAGGACAAACUCUGUCAGUACAUCUGUGACAAAUUCAUUGUGUUCCUUUGUCAUGGUUAUGAUUAGAACACACCAUUGUGAAUCUAAACUGUGACUUAUCAGUUAUAGAGGAUAUAUUAGGAUUUUCACCCAUACACUAUGAGAACGAGAUCGUAUGUGUCUGUUGUGUUAUUACCCUCAACUUGAUAUCAGCAUCAAUUGCAUAUCUACGGCGUAUAGAAAUAAAAAAUAGAAAAUAAAUUAGGAUAGUUUUAAGAGCAUGGCCUAAUGUGAUUGUCAAGUCGCUUCUGCUGCACGAUGGAGAUAUUUCUCCAAAGAUCCGCCCUUUCAUGCAAUUAUCUUGCGCCUGUCAAAACUCAUGAUGCGUGACAUCACUGUGGAUGUGUCUGUUUUUUAUAAAUGAAUUAUUUCGACCCACACUAGGCUGUCGGUGGCAAUAUAUAUGAUGGAAACACUACUACUACAUACUAGAUAGUAUAAAGCUAAUUGUGCAAGUGUUUUGUUCAAUGGGGUAAUUUUGGCAUAUUAACCAUAUUCAAUAAGAAUUUUUAUUGUGACAUUAUAAAUUAUAGUAGAGCAGGAAUGCGUAAAGUGCUUGAAUGACAAUUUCAUUUCAGCAGUAGUUUAUCUGUAAGUACUUGGCCUUUGAAUCCGGAGAGUUAUGGCCCAAGCACUCCUGACAAACUGGGCAAAAAAAUGGUGACUUGUUGUCAGACAGAUGUCAGUCUGCUUCUUGACUACUGUUGAGCAAGGCAAGGAGCGCCCCCACCUCACCCAGCGCAAGAGGUGCAACACUGUUUGCGUGCCUCGACAAUAUCACUCGGACAGUGUGUGAUCUUGUUCUUUGUGUGGAGAGCAUUUUAAAAAAAAAAAACAUACAACAGAUAUGUUAAAUUUCCCUGUGAGUGAUUACAACCAAUAAAAUAAACAAAUAAAAACACCAACAGUAUGGGGGCAGGGGGGAUUCAGAUGAUUUGAGAAGUAACUCAAACCUUGCUACUUACGACAUGCUAGCAGUUACCUCAUUAUGAUAGUUAGUUCUCAGCAGGAUGCUUUAAUUAUACAGUAGCUCCGAGUGCACAUUAAUAGGAGGCGCAUUCAUAAUCAGUGCGCCAAUUGGAAAUGAGGGACUCUACUAAAGAGCCAGUACACCAUAAACACCCCUCUUAAAUUGUGAUCAACCAUGGAUCCACGUUCUGGUGGAUCCAUGGAAUGGUGGACUACAAACUGGACUGGUUGCCAAUCAAUCACAGAAACAUUGCCUAUGGGUCAUUCAUUGGUAAUUUAUAUCACACCAGCUGCGCAAACGUCUGCUAUAUAUAAACCAUUAUACUACAAUGGCUUUCUACUUUGACUAAUACUGAUGUUUUAAUCCUAGCUCCAAGCACAAGGGAAAUAAAGAAGCACCGAAUUAAACUCAGUUUGACUGAAGUUUACAUAAACAAAAUGCUGAAAAUAUGGCCAGGAAAUACAAUAGCACACAAACAUGUAUAGAAUCAUGGGUACAAAAAUAGUCUUGCUUGGCAGAGGGAGCAAAGCUAAAUACUACUUAACAAACACUGCUCUCUUUCUACAUUUCAUACUGUCUACUUACAUUAACUAAUAGCUAAUUUAAUGUCAAGUCUUGU
Molecule: messenger RNA, 5790 nt
Organism: Phycodurus eques (leafy seadragon)
Lineage: Eukaryota; Metazoa; Chordata; Actinopteri; Syngnathiformes; Syngnathidae
Gene: valopa
Product: vertebrate ancient long opsin a
Exons: 5
Coding region: 148-1311 (387 amino acids)
Biological process (GO): G protein-coupled receptor signaling pathway; visual perception
Cellular component (GO): membrane; photoreceptor outer segment
Molecular function (GO): G protein-coupled receptor activity
Source: RefSeq, a predicted model, not a curated record